Molecule: messenger RNA, 8264 nt
Organism: Ailuropoda melanoleuca (giant panda)
Lineage: Eukaryota; Metazoa; Chordata; Mammalia; Carnivora; Ursidae
Gene: PKDREJ
Product: polycystin family receptor for egg jelly
Exons: 2
Coding region: 756-7262 (2168 amino acids)
Biological process (GO): detection of mechanical stimulus
Cellular component (GO): membrane
Molecular function (GO): calcium channel activity; protein binding; calcium ion binding
Source: RefSeq, a predicted model, not a curated record
UCUCGAUCGAGUUGACAUUUGUAGGACGACCCGCCCAAGCACGGUAGAAUACACACUGUUUUAAGUGCAUGAGGACAAGGCGUCAAGGCAGACGACACCGGUGUAAGAGCUUCCAGACACUAGUCUCAAUGUAACCGGCUCAAAACCAUAUAGAAUGUAUUCUUUGACCACGACAGACUUAAGUUAGAAAUCCAUGUAACGGUAGGAUUUCACACAAACUCCGAAUACCUGGAAACAGAACAACUCCUUUGAAUUCACGGGUCAAAACCCCAACAGGGGAAAUAGAACUAUUUUUAACGGAAAGAUACCCGAACUACCGCAAACAUGCCGGAGGCAGCUCAGCAGUGUCCGGGGGGACAUUGACAGCGUUAAACGCUUCUGUGAGAAAGGAAGAAAGCUCUCAAAGCCAGGACUCGGGGUUUCAACCUAAGAAAGAGGGAAAAGCAAAGCAAAGCAAGAAACCCAGAGUCGGACCUGCCUGGGCUCUCAGGGCGCUCACAGUCCCUCUGGGUUUUCCCCAGGGCAGGGGGUUCCAGCUAAGGGGCCUUGGCAGGCUGGCGGUUGGGAAGCUGGGCCGCGAUAGUUCCAUUAGCAGUGGGCUUUGGAGGUCCACGCGGGCGUGGGAGGGGGCGGGAGACCCCGGAAGCCCUGCCCAUUCGCUGCUGCAGGGUCGUGACACCGCGGCCCGCGCCCCCCGCCCCACUAGGCCGUUGGCUGGACCCCAGUGGCUCCCAGGUUCCCGGGCAGGCGGCGCCAUGCGGCCCGGGCCCGCGCUCCUCCUACUGAGCCUGGGCCUGGGCCUGGGCAUGAAUCGCGGCCACCUCCCGCAGCCCCCGGCUCCUCGCAGGGCCCAGGCUGCCGGCCUCGUCUCCAGGACGCCCACCGCGUCUACGUCCGGAACCCGCCAGUGGACCUUCUGGCUCUUGCCCGUCGGGACGGCCAACAUGAGGCGCCCCCGCCGCGCCGCCUCCGACCUGCCUGCCCACGACGGUCUUGGCCCCUACAUGGGCUUCGUGGCCCAAACCAAGUGUCCCACGGAUGGGCCCACGCCUGUUGUUUUAGAAGCUGUCAACUCGGACGGUCCUCAAGCCAUCGAUUCUUCGGUGUCCUGCCAGGUAUCCGCACAGCUGCCCUGUGAGGUCACCAUGGUAAAGAUCAAUAGGAACAAAGAUGGUGUUCCCCUGGUGGUGACCAGGAAGUUGGGGGAUACCCUCAACGCAACCUUUCAAUUCAACUGCGAAAAGGCCUCGUUAAUUGUUCCGGAGUGGCAUGCCUUUUCGGUGCCCUCCGUAAAUGAUGUGCCGGACUGGAAUGCACCUUUGGAUACACCACACAUCCAAUUGGGUAGAACUCCAGCAUUUUUGCAUAUCGCCCCAAAUUCUUUUUCUUGGGGGGUGUAUGUGUUUAGAUUCACGAUCAGCCUCUUCAGGGAAAAACCAAAGACACUACUGGCGACAGGCUCAGAUUUCAUCUAUGUCACCAUCCUUAGAAGCGACCUAAAGGCAGUUGUUCCUGGGGGUCCCAACAUAACAAUUAAUUUCACAGACAGGCUGGUUCUGGAUGGAACGAACUCCUCGGAUCCAGAUUCAGAGAACCCUUCAGAGGGACUCCUUUUUUCCUGGUACUGCACCACAGACCCGAAAAACUACCAGGGAGAUAAAAUUACAGUGAUGAGCAACAGCGUCUGUCUCCCAAAGCAGACUGAUCUGAACUGGAAGGGGGCCUCUGGCCCCGUCCUGACACUUUCACCAGGAACACUUAAAGGUGGAGGUGUGUAUUUUUUCAGAAUGGUGAUCCAGAAGGGUGGUCGAACAGCAUAUAUUGAUAAAAGGGUACACGUGCUCAAAGGACGCACCCCCAAAGCUAACAUUUCGUGUAUUGAAAAUUGUGAUGCUGUUCUGGUAAUUUCAUAUGGAUUUUCUUUGUUUCUAAGUUGCACAAAUUGUUCUGCAAGCCAGGAUGUCUACAAAUGGUCGAUUCUGUCAUCUUCGGGUGAUGAGAUAACAUUUGAUUGGGUGAAACACACCACAACAGGGAGGAAUGGUGCUUAUUUGUCUAUAAAAGCUUUUGCUUUUAAGGAUUUUCCUGAAGCGGAGUUUUGGAUUUCUGCACAUCUAGCAGCUUGGAGUGGGGAGAACUUGGACUUGAGGCACCCCUUUAUUAUUAACUAUGUCCCUGAAAUCGGAGAGUGCACCAUUAAUCCAGCUAAAGGAGUUGCACUUUUUACCAGGUUUGUCAUCCGGUGUAAUCAUUUUAAGGAUAAGAACAUCCCUCUUACAUACAAAAUGAUAGUCUCCGACUUGUAUGGUUUUGGUCAGAUCAGUUCUGUAAAAGAGAACACGUUGGGGGCCAUCCUGUAUUUGGGGAACGAGUCCACAUCGCCCCCUUCCUUUCUCCCUGUUGGGGUGUUGGCUAAUCGUUAUGCCAUGAAGAUAUAUGUUCAGGUAUAUGACUCUCUGGGAGCUUUUUCUCAGGUGACGUUGUACGCGACCGUACGUGCUCCAACGGACAGAGUCUCGGAGAAGGACGUGCUCGAUCGCUUGUUCAAUUUCACCGUGGGACCAAACUCAUCACUGUCUACUAUGCUUGCCAACCAGGAAUUUUUACCUGCAGGCUAUCUAAUGUAUAUAGCAGCUUCUGUUUUGAAUAACAUGAAGCCUGAAUUCACUUUGCAAGCUGACAAAGCCAGACUCCGGGAAUACCUUGUCAACCAGACUUUCAUUCUUCCCAAUAGCACUCUGGUGGAAAUUAGCCAGGUGGUCAUGAGUGUUACUAAACUAACCCAGACGACCUCCGGAUUCACUCGAAUGGCUCAGAAACUCGCCACGGUGAGGGUUUGGCAAGCCAAUCGAGCCCUCCAACAGUCUCGGCAGAAAGAUUCAGACUUUCACUCUGAACAAAUAGAAAUCGUGAGCACUGGGAUAUUGACAAGUUUGUCUAAUAUCUUUAAACUGACCGUUAGCUAUGAAGUCGUUGAUGAGCCUUUCUACGUGUUGGAAUUACUAGCAGACACAAUAUUGGAGGGUAAAGUACCGGGGAAUGAGACCACUGCCAUGACAGCCUCCAGCUUUAACGUGUACGUCAGGAAAGCUGAAAAGUGGGACGUUACUGAUGUCUUCAGCAAUGAGAAAAGCGGUCGAAGUUAUUUUCGUCCAGUGCUCAAUGUGAGCAGCAUACCUAGUUUGCCUGCAAAUGCCCCGAUUUCUACCAUGUUUUGUGAGUUUGCAGAUGAUCCCUUUCCUUGGAUGAAUGCUCAGGAAAGCUGUUCUGCCGAUGUGGUUGGAUUCAGAAUGACAGGAACCACACCUAACGGAGAUGCGAUCGAGAUCAUGCCUGACAUAGCAGAAGCGUACAUCGCCAGAAGAAACUUGAGCUCUGCAACUUUUAAUCUCACGGUGGGACCCGAGAACGGGCCUGAGGGAGGCGAUGAGUCCUUGCAAAGCACGACAGGGCAGUUUAGGUUUGAGGUGGACAGCGGUGUAAUGAAGGAGUUGCUGGUCCACAUUGUGACCGAAGUGACCGUGGUGUUCACGGUGUUGGUGUAUGCCGGCAGUGAAAUUACCCCCAGUGCUCUGGUCGCCACCUUCCUUGUGCCCCAUGACAUCCCUCCCGUGGCCACUCAGAGUGUUCUGUUCGACUCAGCCUGUUCAGUGAAGGAGGCCCGUGUGGUUUGCCUUCCAGCGUCUCUGCUACAAGUCAUAGCUCAGCGAAGUGGCUCGGCUGAGUGCACCUUGAUCGUUGUUCUGCGAGCACCUCGUUUUGUCAUGAGAGCCAGUGAAAAGCUAGUGAGAAUCGCUCUUUUCAGCGUUCACUGCCUAGACAUGUAUGGGAUCCAGAGCGACUGGAGGGAAGAUACCUGUGUUCUUGGAGAGAAGACCACCUGGCGAAGACUGCACUGUAUCUGCCAGAACACCAGGAGGGCCCGGCGGCAGCUGCACCUCAUAAAACAAGCCAACACACACCUGCAAACCCACUUUUUGACGGCCAAGGUGAUUGUGGUCCCCAAUGCAGUAGAUCUCCGGUUGGAGGUCAUCAAGAACAUCACCCACAACCCUGUGACCCUCUUCGCUGUACUUUUCAUUAUGCUCACAUACAUAAUCCUAGCUUUCUGGGCCUUGUUGAGAGACGAAAUGGAUCAGUAUCUUCGGCAACAUGUGAUAAUUCUACUUGAUAAUGAUCCUUAUGAUAAGGUAUGUUACCUCAUCACUAUUUUUACAGGAGUCCGUUGUGGUGCUGGGACGAAGGCCGAUGUCUUCAUCCAACUUAAAGGGACAGGUGGUGAGAGCGACGUGCAUUGUCUGAGCCAUCCACAUUUUACAACCCUCUACCGGGGAGGCAUCAACACUUUCCUCCUAACGACGAAAAGUGACCUGGGGGACAUCCAUUCCAUUCGUGUGUGGCACAACAAUGAGGGCAAAGCCCCCAGGUGGUAUUUAAGCAGAAUCAAAGUGGAAAAUCUGUUCAGCAGACACAUCUGGCUGUUCUUAUGCCGGAAAUGGCUUUCUGUUGACACCUCUUUGGACAGAACAUUUCAUGUUACCGACCCAGGCCAGCCUAUCAACAGAAAGGACUAUUUCCUGAUAGAUUCGACUUACAAGCUGGGGAAAGAUCACAUGUGGUUCUCUAUUUUCUCUGGCAUCAGUGCUAGGCCAUUCAGUAGGCUGCAGAGACUGUCCUGCUGUUUGGCGAUGCUGAUGGCCUCCCUUCUGUGUAAUAUUAUGUUCUUUAAUCUUGACAGACCAGAAGAAACGGAGUCAGAAGAGGGGAGGUUCAUCAGGUCAAUGAUGAUAGGACUGGAAAGUGUCUUAAUUACGAUCCCUGUGCACCUGCUGAUCGCUUUUCUGUUCACCUACUCCCAGAGUGAGCCUCGAGUGAGUCUAGAAGAUGUAUCUCCCCGGAAGCGUUCCUUGGUGUCAGAUAGUGGACACUGGGAGGAAUUUCUGAAAAAAUGGCACUCUCAUGAAACUCUGCCUGCACCCACCAAGGAGGCUUCGAAGCUUCCACCUGGGAAAAGCCCUCGACUUCACAAGGCUUCUGCCAAGGCCCCCUCCAUGGCGCAGCAUAUGCAUAAGAAAGGAGAAAGCAAGGUGUCUCACACCCAGGAGAAAAAUAUAAAUGUCAGUAACGCAAACACAGGUAACAAUCAAGAUGUUGCUUCUGGAGAGCCACCUACCCCAGUGGGUCCUGUAGGACUCAAGGAGAAGGGCAGGAUCGUUCUGCCUUCGUUUUGUGUUUAUAUAGCGUGGUUCUUGGUUUUUGUCACAUCCAGUAUUUCCUCGUUCCUUAUUGUAUUUUACGGGCUGACCUAUGGCUAUGAAAAGUCCAUGGAAUGGCUCUUUGCAUCGUUUUGUUCAUUCUGUCUGUCCAUUUUUCUGGUGCAGCCAUCUAAAAUUAUACUCUUGUCUGGCCUUCGAACAAGUAGGCCCAAAUACUGUAAAAACCUUUCAUGGGCAGGCAGGCACUGCUAUAUUGAGAUCAAGUUGCGAAGCACGUUGAGCCCCGAAGAAAUGGAAAAGCGACACGAGCAGAUCAUGCAGCUCCGACGAUCCAGGAUGUACCAGCCCCUCACCGAAGAUGAAAUCCGAAUAUUCAAAAGAAAGGGGAGAAUCAAGAGAAGGGCUUUCCUGUUCCUGAGUUACAUUCUGACUCACUUCAUCUUUCUCGCCCUCCUGUGGAGCCUCGUCGCCCUCCUGCUACACAGAGACAGCUUUCACUAUAAUCAGUUUAUUCGCGAUCAGUUCUCUGUGGAUCUCGGCUUGGUGACCAAGCUGGCGGACAUCUACAGGUGGCUGGACAGUGUGCUUGUGCCUCUGCUCCACAACGACCCGAAUCCAACAUUCCUUCCCGACAGCUCCUCUAAGAUCCUGGGUCUUCCACUGCUGAGGCAGGUGAGGGCCAAACCUGGCGAUAAGCUCUGCCUGCCUGCCAACAGCUUUGCCCAAACCAGCAUGGAAGGAGAAAUCCGUUGUCAUCCCAACUAUGGCACUGACCCGGAAGACACGAGAAACUACUCUAGCCUUUGGAACAAAGUUGCUAAGCGGGCUGAAGACACGAAUACCAACGGGUUUACUUACAGGCCUCCAGAGAAGAGAUGGGGGUAUUUCUCCCACGGACUCUUACACACCUACGGGUCGGGAGGCUACGCAUUCUACUUUUUCCCAGAACAGCAGCAGUUUAAUUCCACCGUGAGGCUCAGGGAACUCCAAAGCAGCGCCUGGCUUGACGAGAAGACGUGGGCCGUGAUUCUGGAGCUCACCACCUUCAAUCCAGACGUCAGUCUGUUCUGCAGCGUGUCUGUGAUUUUCGAGGCGUCUCAGUUAGGAGUUGUGAACGCGAGCGUAUCCGCGCACUCCUUCUCGGUUGUCGAUUUCAACAGGGAAACUUCGGCAGACAUCUACUUGUAUGUGGCCAUCCUCAUUUUUUUUUUAGCCUACGUGGUCGACGAGGGCUAUGUCAUCAUGCAAGAGAGGGCCUCCUACGUGAGAAGCGUGUAUAAUCUGCUCAACCUUGCUCUCAAAUGCAUAUUUACUGCGCUGAUCGUGCUCUUCUUCAGGAAGCACUUCUUGGCCACGGGCAUAAUUCGGUUUUACUUGUCCAACCCUGCGGAUUUCAUCCCCUUUCAUGCGGUUUCUCAAGUAGAUCACGUCAUGAGGAUCGUGUUGGGUUCCCUGUUAUUUCUGACCAUUUUGAAGACCCUCAGGUAUUCCCGAUUCUUUUAUGACGUGCGGCUGGCUCAGAGGGCCAUUCAGGCGGCCCUUCCCGGCAUCUGUCACAUGGCGCUGCUGGUGUCCGUGUACUUCUUUGUCUACAUGGCCUUCGGCUACCUGGUGUUCGGGCAACACGAGUGGAACUACAGUAACCUGAUUCAUGCUACGCAGACGAUAUUCUCCUACUGCGUUUCAGCAUUUCAGAACACCGAGUUCUCCCACAACAGGCUUCUGGGGGUCCUAUUCCUCUCAUCGUUCAUGCUGGUGAUGAUCUGUAUUUUGAUCAACUUAUUUCAGGCAGUGAUUUUGUCCGCCUAUGAGGAAAUGAAGCAGCCCGUGUAUGAGGAGCCAUCAGACGAAGCGGAAGCAAUGACCUAUCUGUGUCGCAAGCUAAGAGCUAUGUUUAGGUUUCUGACCCUCCAACCCAGGGAUAAAGAUGAACCAGAGUUCUUUGUCAACAUGCUGUAUGGGCAGCCAGAGAAGAACAGCCGCCGGUAUCUAGGGCUGAAGACCAGAAACAUCAAUGGGAAGAAAAUGGUUUAUCUUGUUGUGUGAUCAGUGAUAGGGUCAAGAACCACAGGCAAAAUUCCCCCGAAAUGCUCAUUCUGUGGGUGUAAGGGAUGUUCACUGGCUCAGUGGUGCUCUCUACCCAUGUCACACAAAAUGCACACCCCUGCAUUAGGAAGUAACUCCACCUUUGGCCUCUACCCUUGAGUGUUGGGGUGUAGGACAGGUCUGCGGCAUCAGGGCUGAUUUCCCUCUAGAGGGGACCUCAGUGUCUUUGGAGCCCAUAACAGUUUAGAGUAUUAGAGACGCAGGGUUGGGGGAGAGAGAGCUAAAGGGUCCCCACUCUACCUCUCCCGGGCCAAGCAUCUGCUACUGCGACUGUGUUCCUGGGUCUGGGAGCCAAGAGCUUGUGAAUCCCUUAGUCCUCCUGGGACUGCCCUUUGCAGAGCAGGGCUGGAGCUCCCAUCUGAGCCCCCAGCCCCCUCCACGCUCACACCCCGCAAUCCAGCUGGGCCAGGGCUGAGGGACCUUGUGGGAAAUUUGGGAUCUUUCCUCCUGCUUUUGAAUUCAGGGAUGGGACCUGAGUGGCAGAAGUCUGAACUUCGUGUCUACUCCUUAGGACUAUUGCCACCUAAAGAUGUGAAAUCUAAUAACAUUUUUUAGCCAUUAGACAUGAAUUUUGUUCAACAACAGAAAGGCAUGUGUAUGUGUGUGGGGGGCAGUGGGUUCACACUGAAAGGUAGUAAAUGUUCUAUAUAUUGACUAUAAUAAUAUAUCCAUCCACGACAUGGGCUUUGGUUUACUUAUAGCAUGGUGGGUUAUUUUGGAAUAAUAAAGAAAACGUGGUUUAUUGUUUAAGAGAAAUAUGGGCUCAUAACUCUUAUAGUUCUGCUCAGAAGCAUGUUCAUUUAUGUAGAUGCCUCUUUAAGCUUUACCAGAUUAAAUGUGAGAUUUCUCCUGUGAGACUUGCCGUGAUUUCUGUGUGAGGGGCGUAUAUACAGAUGGCUCCUGCCGUCCCCAUGGAGAACAAGUGAAGGGGGACAACCCAAU